AUGGGGACUUCCGCGAACAACGCCUCCCGUCGAGGUGAGUCGAAGUCCCCCAAACAGUCUACAUCAAAGAACCCAACACCACCCCGCCAAGACCCUGCGCCCACCACCGACCCAAAGCAACACGAGAACAACACCAAGCCAGAAAUCGACGGUGCCAAGCCCCUUGGCCCUCCCCCUCGACCAGGCCAACCGCAAGGAAAUAACACUCCCGAUUACUUCGGAGCCACCCGUGUCGGCGACAACAACCUCAGCCUCGAGCCCAAUCCCUUUGAGCAGUCUUUCGGUGGCGGUUCAGGCGCAGAGACUCCUGGUGGCACCAAACUUCCCCCCGUUGCCCACAUCACAUCACCCUCGGCCCUGCUGCCUGGCACCGGCACAACUCCCUUUAACUGGGGAGGAGGUUCGCUGCGAACAGGCCCUCUGAGCCCGGCUAUGCUGUCGGGCCCGACCAAUGAUUACUUCAGCGACACUCAUCACAUACGCGGCGGGUUCCCUACUCCGAACGAGUCCUCACUGAGGACCGGACUUACGCCGGGGGGCAGUGGGUCUAUGUUCCCUGUCCCAAGUCCCAACUCUCAGCUCUUUGCCCAACUCGCCGGCAACGCCGCGACUCCUGGCACUCUCGACUUCCAUCGCACGGCUUUGAGCGCCGCGGCUGCCGCUAAGCGCGACGGUCAGAUCCAGCCCCCGGAUCAGCUCUCGGUCACUUCCCAGCCUCAGGACAUGCCUAACGGCUUGUCAGCUGCCAAACCCGAGGCCAAACCGGCCGGUCCCUUUGAUCCACACGACAACGAUGCCGCCAACGGCCUCUUCAUGCUCGCCCAAGGAGCCCAGACUAGGAACGGCGCUUCUGCACCGGGCUUCGCGCCCACCUCACAAGCACAGGCGCAGGCGCAGGCGCAGCCAGCACCUGCCCCUGCUGUCCAACCCCUCGAUGCCGCUCACCAGAUGGCCUCCGUUAACGGCGUCCCUCCAGCUGCUCCCCCCUCGUCCACGCGGAGCGUUAGCGAAGGCGGUAGCACGGGGUCUGACGAGCGUGAGCAGGUCAAGCCCAACGCGCGAGGCAAGGGCAAGAAGGGCGGCGCAACGACCAGCGUCAAUGGUCGGAGGAAAGCCGAAGAUGCCCCUGCCAAGGGCCCUGCCAGCAAGAAGUCUAAGACUAGCACUGCUGGAUCGAUUGGAGAUGACAGCCAGGAUGAAGAUGAUGAUCAUGGAUCCAAGACUGAGGAGGGUGAUAGCACUACUUCCAAAUCCAAGAUGACAGACGAGGAAAAACGGAAGAACUUCUUGGAAAGGAACAGAGUUGCGGCGCUGAAGUGCAGGCAGCGUAAAAAGCAGUGGCUGGCUAAUCUGCAGUCCAAGGUAGAGCUAUACAGCAGCGAGAAUGAUGCCCUGACGGCGCAAAUCACGCAGCUCCGUGAAGAGGUGGUCAACCUCAAGACCCUGCUGCUCGCCCACAAGGACUGCCCGGUCACUCAGCAACAAGGCCUCCACGGGGCUUUCAUGCAACAGGCCAUUGAGCCCUUCAAUCCGCAAAUGAACCCGUACGGUAUGGCGGGACCAAUGCCGCCGAACCAGCAAGUGCUUGCUGGAGGACAGGGGCCCCCACGCCGCUUCUCGUAG
Messenger RNA from Sodiomyces alkalinus F11, 1623 nucleotides. RefSeq lists its product as hypothetical. The coding region runs from base 1 to 1623 and encodes 540 amino acids. Gene Ontology annotation, molecular function: DNA-binding transcription factor activity, RNA polymerase II-specific; RNA polymerase II cis-regulatory region sequence-specific DNA binding. The record is from RefSeq and is a predicted model, not a curated record. Lineage: Eukaryota; Fungi; Ascomycota; Sordariomycetes; Glomerellales; Plectosphaerellaceae. Gene Ontology annotation, biological process: regulation of transcription by RNA polymerase II. The transcript has 3 exons.